Messenger RNA from Aspergillus campestris IBT 28561, 1374 nucleotides. RefSeq names its product putative sterol carrier protein. Lineage: Eukaryota; Fungi; Ascomycota; Eurotiomycetes; Eurotiales; Aspergillaceae. Gene Ontology annotation, molecular function: acyltransferase activity, transferring groups other than amino-acyl groups. The coding region runs from base 1 to 1374 and encodes 457 amino acids. The transcript has 2 exons. The record is from RefSeq and is a predicted model, not a curated record.
AUGGUCAAGCAAGCUGGUCCCGCCUACGUCUUGGGCGUGGGCAUGACCAAGUUCAUCAAGCCCCGUGGCAAGGUCGAUUACCAUGAGCUCGGUUUCGAGGCCGGUGUCAAGGCCAUGCUCGAUGCCCAGAUCACCUACGACGAUGUCGAACAGGGCGUCGCUUGCUACGUCUACGGCGACAGCACCUGCGGUCAACGCGUCUUCUACCAGUUCGGUCUGACCAACAUCCCCAUCUACAAUGUCAACAACAACUGCUCCACCGGUUCCACCGGUCUGGCCAUGGCCCGCACCCUGGUCUCCCACGGUGCCGCCGACUGUGUUAUGGCCGUUGGCUUCGAGAAGAUGAGCCCCGGCAGUCUGCAGUCCGUCUACAACGACCGCGAGAACCCCACGGGUCUGUUGGGCAUGAUGAUGGCGGAGACCCGCGGGAUCACCAACGCUCCGGGAGCCGCCCAGAUGUUCGGUAACGCCGGCCGCGAGUACAAGGAGAAGUUCGGUGCCAAGAACGAGGAUUUCGCCGAGAUCGCCCGCGUCAACCACGAGCACUCCAAGCGCAACCCCUACUCGCAGUUCCAGACCGAAUACACCCUCGAGCAGGUUCUCAACGCCCCCAUGAUCCACGAGCCCCUCACCAAGCUCCAAUGCUGCCCCACCUCGGACGGCGCCGCCGCCGCCGUGGUCGUCUCGCAGGAAUUCCUCGACGCCCGCCCCCACCUCAAGGACCAGGCCAUCCUGAUCGCCGGCCAGCAGUUGGCCACCGACAACACCUCCAUCUACAGCAAGAGCUCGAUCGACCUGAUGGGCUUCGGCAUGUCCCGCUACGCCUGCCGCGAGGCCGCCAAGCAGGCCGGCGUCAACAUCAAGGACAUCAAGGUCUGCGAGCUGCACGACUGCUUCUCCGCCAACGAGAUGAUCACCAUCGACGCCCUCGAGCUGUGCGAGCCCGGCAAGGCGCACGAGAUGGUGCGCAAGGGCGACAUCACCUACGGCGGCCGCAUGGUCAUCAACCCCUCGGGCGGUCUCAUCUCCAAGGGUCACCCGCUGGGCGCCACCGGUCUGGCCCAGUGUGCCGAGCUGGUGUGGCACCUGCGCGGCUGGGCCAACAACCGUCUGAUGGACGGGACCAGCUCCGCCCUGCAGCACAACCUCGGCCUGGGCGGCGCCGUCGUCUGCACCGUGUACAAGCGCGCCGACGGCAAGGUCGCCGCGGCCGUUCCCGACGCCGUCGUGGGCAAGGUCAACGGCCUCGGAUACAACCCGGCCGUCGAGGCCAAGGGCUUCACGGCCGCGCAGGCCAAGGCGGUGCUGAGCAAGAAGAACAGCUCGGCGUGGGCGCUGUCCGACACGCAGGAGCGGGUUAUCGCCCGGUUUUAA